This is a messenger RNA of Gasterosteus aculeatus aculeatus (three-spined stickleback), 680 nucleotides long. Lineage: Eukaryota; Metazoa; Chordata; Actinopteri; Perciformes; Gasterosteidae. The record is from RefSeq and is a predicted model, not a curated record.
GUCCGGCUUGUCCUCAGUGGAGCGUCAGUGCCAUGACAACAGGACGAUGGCUGCGAGCGCGAGCGUGACAGGUGGGAUUGUUUGCGUAAAGCAGCAGUAACGACGGUUUUGAGGACCGGGACCGGGGACGUGAAGGUAACGACAAGCCGGUGACGAACGUGACUGUGUGCUGGUCUCCCGUCAAGCGACGGCCGCGUCAUUGCUCGUUACCCUGCUAGCUCGUAUCCAGGCAGCAUGUCUCUCUUCAAGGCACGUGAUUGGUGGUCGGCGGCGCUCGGCGAGGGCGAGGAGUUUGACCAGGGAUGCCUCUGUGUCGGCAACGUGGACAACAGCAGCACCGGACACGACAAGGUGGUGGUGGGCAGCUACAUGGGGAUGCUGCGCGUAUUCUCCCCACACGCCAAGGACAAGACCAGCGAGGGAGGCCAGGCCGAGGCGCUGCUUCUGGAAGUCCAGCUGCAGAACGCCAUCAUCCAGGUGGAAGUGGGCAAGUUUGUCUCGUGUUCGGACCUCCUCCACCUGGCCGUUCUUCACCCCCGGAAGUGUUCCAUCUUCUCUGUUUCAGGCACCGCGGGCAACGUGGAGCACGGGGACCAGUACCAGCUGAAGCUGGUUUACGAGCACAACCUGAAGAGGACGGUCUGCAACAUGACCUUCGGCAGCUUUGGAGGCGUCACAGG